AUGAAUAGGAGCUAUACAUGGUGUGGCAAUGGAGUUGGUCUCCUUGGCCGUCAUAUCCGCAACUUAUGUGACCCAGUGACAAGAGCACUUGUUUCACUCCUACAUAUGGCGUCUACCAGAUUUGCCAAUAUUCAGUCUCUCGCUGCUGUGGUCGAGAAUGCUCCAGGUGUCUCUUUCGAUCUUGCUAUUCCGGAGCAGCAGCAAAGCACUAACAACGUCUAUCUGAUGGCAGAAUUGAAGACGCCAUAG
Molecule: messenger RNA, 249 nt
Organism: Penicillium nucicola
Lineage: Eukaryota; Fungi; Ascomycota; Eurotiomycetes; Eurotiales; Aspergillaceae
Exons: 1
Coding region: 1-249 (82 amino acids)
Source: RefSeq, a predicted model, not a curated record